AUGGCUUUUGACCAGCCAAAUCACCGUUACAACACCCAGGCAGACCCGCGUCCUCUCAAAGCUGGCGACAUGUCCAAGGAACCGUCUCUCUUUACCCCCCAACCAGUAUUUACCAUUCUCAUGGCGAUCCCUAAUGCCCAGAAAGCCGACCAUAAUCUCACCGAGGGGUUCUCAACGACUCAAAAGUUUCUCAUCCAUAAGAACCUCAUAUGCCAUUACUCACCUUUCUUCUCAGCCGCUUUCAGCAGCCAUUUCAUCGAAGAUCAACCCCAGUCUAUGACAUUUGACGAUAUCAAUCCCACUGUCUUCGGUUCCAUCGUCCAUUGGCUAUACCACCCGAACAUCGCGACUGAUGUUGAUAUCGAAUGA
Messenger RNA from Cadophora gregata, 369 nucleotides. RefSeq lists its product as uncharacterized. The transcript is spliced from 2 exons. The coding region runs from base 1 to 369 and encodes 122 amino acids. The record is from RefSeq and is a predicted model, not a curated record. Gene Ontology annotation, molecular function: protein binding. NCBI's taxonomy places the organism in Eukaryota, Fungi, Ascomycota, Leotiomycetes, Helotiales, Ploettnerulaceae.